AUGUCGCCCAAGAUACACGGGGACCCUUCUGAGGGGAAAGGAGAGCCAUCCUUCUCAGCCCCUCCGCCUUCGUACAGCGAAGCAACAGUACCAGGCGGAUCACAACCUCGACCGCCAACGUACAACGAGAAACCUGCCACAGACCCAAUUGACGAGCUGGUCAGCCGACUGCCUUCCUUGGUACGGGAGAGGCAGCAAUCGCAGGCCAGCCAACAACUCAGCCAGGACGAUACUCUCGUCCAGCACAUGAUGCCCUUUAUCAGGGAAUUCUUCCUCGACUUCUCCAUGGACAAUAACAUGAAGAGGUCCCGGAACUCACACAAGUCACUCUCUAUGGAGUUGAUGCUGGUCCCACAAGACGCGGCACCGAGUGACGAGGGGUGGACGCUGGCCGGACUGAACGAGAGGGAGGAGCAGAGUGCAUUUUUCAGGUUAAGCCAGAUCGCCGCGCCAGGCCAGCUCAGAUGGGUGUCCAAGGACGGAGAGUCGAUCCAGAUCCGCGACGACACUGCAGAAGCGGACCUUUUGUGGUGGCGUGAUGAAGAGCAUGCUCUCCAACUGGCUUCGGACCUCCGAGGCAUCGUGACUCCAGAGCGGUCUGAAAAGAGCGAGGCGCAGCGGCGCGAGGUCAUGGAGCAGCAGCAAGAAAUACCAGAACAACCCGACAUCAAAGGCAAAUCUCCAGUGCGAUCUUUCUUCGGGCUCUCGAGGAAAUCUCGAUCGCCGGUUGAGCCGGUAGUUCCAAAGGUCCAAAACAAGAGUUUUGCGACAGUUUCAUUAGGAAGCGUACAGGUGGAUGUACGGGCGGAGGAGGCCACUUUCCGGCGAGAAAACGAUUUUGGACUGUGGGAGAGCUCCUCAGGAUGGGCGGUCGUCAUCAAAGCGACGGUGCUAUAUUGA
Diaporthe citri is the source of this 900-nucleotide messenger RNA. RefSeq lists its product as uncharacterized. The record is from RefSeq and is a predicted model, not a curated record. The transcript has a single exon. Lineage: Eukaryota; Fungi; Ascomycota; Sordariomycetes; Diaporthales; Diaporthaceae. Bases 1 to 900 code for a protein of 299 amino acids.